Molecule: messenger RNA, 2349 nt
Organism: Microsporum canis CBS 113480
Lineage: Eukaryota; Fungi; Ascomycota; Eurotiomycetes; Onygenales; Arthrodermataceae
Exons: 1
Coding region: 1-2349 (782 amino acids)
Source: RefSeq, a predicted model, not a curated record
AUGAAUCCUUAUAGAUAUGACCGGCUUUCUAGGGCUAGAGAGCAUGAGAACAUGAACAUGGUCCCUUUUCCUCCCUUCCCUUUUGAUCCAGUAGAGGAGCUGGAGAAAAACACCUUUACUCAGCCGCCUAUGAGGUUACAAGGGCCACCACCUCAAUACCAUGGAACACAAGGGAGGCUAGCUGGAUACCAGGGGGAAGCAGCUAAAUACGGUUCUGCUUCUAGGGAGAAGAUGGAUUCUGACCUAGUCACCCAUACUCACCACCAUUCCUAUAUGGAGAACAGCCUUAGGCCCCAGCAACCGGUCCCGUGUGAUGCUGCCUCCCACCUUACACUUACUUCCCCCGCUAACAAUUCUUAUAUUCAAUCUGCAGGGCAGGCAGAUAGUUUUGCUACUGGUUCAGCGUCAUCACUUGGCCUAUCCCGCGCACAGGAACGCAACCGCCCUUUUUAUAGAACUGUACCGCCAUUUGAACAUACACAAGGACCAGAAGCGAGCAUGUCAACCCAAGAACAGUCAAGGCAUGUCAGUCACGAGCUUCAGGAUACUCGUCACCUACUUUCUUCGCGCCCCGGCUCGUUUGCUACGCUCGCUACUUUCACGACUAAGGGAAAUAUUGCAACCUCACAAGGGAUGGACUCGAGUGACGAAAAUCCAAAGAACUUAGAUAUGUAUUACCACAGCCAUGGAGCUCCAAGCGCGAGAUCGAACCCUAGAAUGGCUGGAAGCAUCAAUCCGGUGCUAGCCCUUCCAUUACAGAACGUAGCCGGGAUCGAGGCUGGAGGGAAUCACGGACAUGCGGGAGAGCUUGUUUCUCAGUAUCGCCAUCACCAUCACAGCCCUCAGCACACACAUAACCCUAGACAGCAUGUGUUUUCAGUCGACCCAGGCACGUCCCAUUAUCCAGCACCAACCUUUGCUCCGCCGAUUCCACGUCCGGUUCCACAUAUGAAUUAUGCAAAGCACGUAAAACAUGCGACCAUCUCGGCACCCGCAACAUCGUCACCUACUCCUGCCCCUAAGGCCAGGCCUCCAAGCCCAAUUGGCCCGUUUAUCCCAGGUCCUGAUAGCACCAGCCCAACGAAACAGGAGGAAAAAUUCAACGUUCAGAAGAUGAUGUUUGAACGGCUCGGAGAGAAGUCACUCAACGAAUCUCUCGAUAUUGACUUCUCGAAGCUUAGUGUCAGCCAAGCAGACCAUUAUCUGAGUCUCAUAGGCGCUCCUCCUAGACCUAAGCCAGAAGCAGAGAAUGUUGAAAAUGUGACCGGUCAACCAAAUAGGACGAAUGUCAACCAAGACGGAGGAGUGACUAGACCCAAGGUAACUCAGGGUUUAACUCUGAGGAAGGCAAUGACGGAAACCUUGGGCUCUGCCGAGCCUCAACCUCCACGACGUGCUCUUUCCGCCCUUCCCGCACACAACUACACAAAUGCUACUGCUAAAGCAGCUAUACCUGAAACAGGAAGCCAUAAGGCCCCAGGUUCAGGGGCUGUAGUAGUUUCGAGGGCUCACCGUCCGGAACGUGAAGACGCUAUGGCUCAAGUAGGGGCCUCUCCGCUCAUGACGGCCCCAUCCGGGAUGCCGCCAUCUGAUUAUACCAAGCGCGAUACAGCCAACGACUUCGACAGUCCAGCUUGGGAUGUCAGUAAUCUCCGGAAAGCCGGCCUUAUUUCCUCACCUGCUCCAACUCCAAAUGAGACGAAGAAUAGCACUCCUCAACCACUUGAAACACACCAGGGUACUCCUCCUACUAACUACACUGGCACACAAUUUGGCCGUAAUAUUGGUAGCGGUAUGAACAUAAAACCAGAUAUUGCCUAUCGCCCGGUUCCCUGGUCCAUGGACACCCCCGAGGACACUGAUAAAAAGACCAAGAAAACUGAAGGCUUAGCUGAAGAUGAAAAACACUCUUCUGGUGAACCACGUCCACCGACUUUGGAAGGAAACCCGAUCGGUACAAAGAGCCGCAAUAUGAUGCUAGCUGCGGAAAAAAAUGCACGUAUAGGUGAAACCCUCAAAUGGUACCGAGCGGAUCACCGUUGGAAUGAAGGCCUUCGCGAACGUUUAGAUGUUACCAUGAAGGAAAAUAAGCAAAGCCAUGAUAAUGCCAAAGCGACCACUACGAAAUCUAAGGAGAUUUAUAAUGCGGCUGAGCAAAACACUGCAUUGCUUGCCCAGGCUAUUGUAAACCUCCAGUCUUAUCUUGAAGGAAACCCAAAGAAUCAGUUAGGGAAUUUCGCACCAUAUGGCCCUGUCCCAGAUGAAUGCUGUGAGCCCUCCAAGGACGGUAACUUCAGUCUUUUUGAUGUCCAGCCUGGUCCCUUCAAGGGCCCAGAGACAAGAAACUAG